GAGCCUUACACGCGUGGUGGUGAAGAGUGCAUAUUUUGCCUCAUCCAUUUAUCAUCCGAUUCGCACAGAGCUUACGUUACUGCUUCCAAGUUCCAACCUUUCACACUUUUCCCCUGUAGAUAUCCGGUGUUUUACUACGUGGGAAAACCAAGACCUUCCGUCCAUGGCCGCCGUUUUGGAAACAAUCACCGUUCCUCGUGCCUCUGCGGCGUUAUUAUUUCCGAUCUCCGCUUCUUCCGUUUCCGUUCGCCGGAACUCCGUUAGGUUCGCAGACUUUCGAAGAUCUAAGAUCCAGCACUCUCGGUCCUCUUCUUCACUUGCCUCCAUCUCGAGAUUAUCUUCCUCUGGGCGUCGGAUUGUCUGCGAGGCUCAGAAAGUGGCUACCGAAGUACCACCAGUUUCUGAUGCAACAUGGAAAUCACUUGUCCUUGACUCUGAUGUUCCCGUCCUUGUUGAGUUUUGGGCGCCGUGGUGUGGUCCAUGUCGGAUGAUCCAUCCAGUUAUUGAUGAACUAGCAAAGGAAUUUGCGGGCAAGCUUAAAUGCUACAAAGUAAACACGGAUGAUUCCCCGGCAAUUGCAACCAAAUAUGGGAUUCGAAGCAUCCCAACAGUCAUGAUUUUCAAAAAUGGGGAGAAAAAGGAUGCAGUGAUUGGUGCUGUUCCCAAAUCAACAUUGUGCACCUGCAUAGAGAAGUUCUGUUAGAUUAUUUGCCCGGUAGGAAAUUCAGCCAUAUUUGUCUUUUGUUUAAACUCGCCACUCUUAUUUUAUUGUAUGUCUAUAUAUGGCUGUAAAACACCGAUUAUGCUUCUGUAUAGUCUGAAUAAUGCUGUAUUGCUUGCUGUUCACUCUAAGUGCAAUUAACUAAGUUCUGUGUUUUAUUUAGUCGGAAUAAGUAUGAAUCCCCAAUUUGAGUAAUUGCAGUCUUUGAAAAGUGAGUGUGUAUAUGGUACAACGGGCUGUAUCUAGAAUUAGGUACAUCCGAGUAGUACUCAUUCUGAAGUAAAGUAGUACUCAUUCU
Molecule: messenger RNA, 1019 nt
Organism: Cuscuta campestris
Lineage: Eukaryota; Viridiplantae; Streptophyta; Magnoliopsida; Solanales; Convolvulaceae
Source: the annotation of a GenBank genome assembly